This is a messenger RNA of Aureobasidium namibiae CBS 147.97, 1212 nucleotides long. RefSeq names its product putative negative regulation of gluconeogenesis. The record is from RefSeq and is a predicted model, not a curated record. Gene Ontology annotation, molecular function: ubiquitin protein ligase activity; protein binding. Gene Ontology annotation, biological process: proteasome-mediated ubiquitin-dependent protein catabolic process. The coding region runs from base 1 to 1212 and encodes 403 amino acids. The transcript has 3 exons. Lineage: Eukaryota; Fungi; Ascomycota; Dothideomycetes; Dothideales; Saccotheciaceae. Gene Ontology annotation, cellular component: cytoplasm; GID complex; nucleus.
AUGGCCGAACUUACAUCGACCAAACUGCACCCUGAACAGCACCUGCUGCUGGACCAACCCCUGCUACGAGUGCCCUUCGAACUGACGCGGAAGAACUUUGCCCAAGUAAGACGACAUAUUGAGAAGACGUCGGCCGAUACUCUUGCUGCUCUUAACGCUGCCGCCGCCGCCGCCGCCUCUCCAUCGACUACUCCCGAUCAGACUCUCGCCUCGCUCGACGCCAUGAUAGCCAAAGCCCAGACCCUCAAACACAAAUUGGAGUCCCUCCAUACCGAGCAAGAUAUGUUGCAUCGCCAUCAGCGAGCCCGUAUCGACCAUUUGCAAGAGUUGCACGACAUACCCAAUCUGGCCGACGUCAAGUACGAUGACUGGAGCAAAGUUCGCCUCGACCGUAUGCUCGUCGACUAUCUAUUACGUCAGGGUUAUACACAAAGCGCCAGUCAGUUGGCCAAGGAGAAGAAGAUUGAAGAUCUGGUCGACGUCCAAGCCUUUAUCGAGUCUAGUCGCAUCCAACAAAGCCUGCAGAACGGCCGUACCCAGGAGUGCCUGGCAUGGUGUUCGGAGAACAAGCAGACGUUGAAGAAAAUCAACAGCAAUCUGGAGCUUGAACUGCGCUUGCAGCAGUUCAUCGAGUUGGUCCGGAGUGCGGAGCCUUCAAAGUUGAUCGAGGCCACGCUGCAUGCGAGGAAGCAUUUGGGCACACACCAAAACGACUCGUACGGCUUGCGUGCUGGGGGUCUGCUUGCGAACCCUCCCAAUACCAUGACAGAGCCCUACAAGACCAUGUACUCGACCGCUCGUUGGCAACAACUCUCUGAGCUAUUCGUCAAGACACAUCACGAAAUUCUCUCCCUACCGCCACAACCGCUUCUCCACAUCGCCCUUUCUGCUGGCCUCAGCGCUCUGAAGACACCGGCUUGCCACUCGCAUUACGCCUCCUCAUCCUCGAACGCUUCUUCGUCAACCACAUCCGUCUGUCCCAUCUGUUCCACCGAGCUGAACGAACUCGCCCGCACCGUUCCUUACGCUCAUCACAGCAAGAGCUACGUGGAAGACGAUCCAGUCAUGCUACCCAACGGCCGCAUCUACGGAAGAGGCAGACUCAUGGCUCUGAACGAAAAGAUUGGCACUGCUGAGGGCAAGAUCAGAGAUCCUACCGAUCUGUCUCAGGAGUUUGAUGAACACGACAUAAAGAAGGUCUACAUCUCCUGA